Acaulospora morrowiae is the source of this 990-nucleotide messenger RNA. The record is from the annotation of a GenBank genome assembly. Lineage: Eukaryota; Fungi; Glomeromycota; Glomeromycetes; Diversisporales; Acaulosporaceae.
AUGGGUAAGAAGAAAAACAAAAAAGUGAUAAGGCCAUGGUGCUGGUAUUGUGAACGAGAUUUCGAGGAUGAAAAAGUUUUAAUCCAACAUCAAAAAGCUAAGCAUUUUAAGUGCCCACACUGUAAUAAAAAACUUAACACGGCUGGUGGAAUGGUGGUUCAUGUUGCUCAAGUACAUAAAGAAACUAUUGACACAGUUCCCAAUGCAAUUAAGGGUCGAGAAUCGGUAGAUGUGGAAAUCUUCGGCAUGGAAGGGAUUCCACAACAGGAUAUGAUGGCACACGUGCAAGCACUCGAAAGUGGACAACCUUCCAAAAAAAUUAAGCUCGACGAACCAUCACCGGUCGAACUUACAAGUGAAGAGAUUAAAAAACAAUUGGCUCAACAUCAGGCGAUGAUGCAAGGUAAUUCGCAAGGCAGUCAGGCCUACACUUUUACUCCCGGUUUUCCUGCACAACAAUCCAUGCCUUCGUUGAUGCCCCACCAGUACAGUCAGUUUUAUCAAAGACCGGCUCCAUCAUUUCCACAGUCUGGUCCUUUCCGAUCAACCGUAUUACCAGGACAAGCACUGCCGACUGUUCCAGGACAACCGUGGCGUCCCGCGGGCCCUGUUGGCGCUCCUCCGCUGUACGGAAGUGUGCCCUACGGCUCUCAGGUCCCUUCCUCCAAUAAUUUGCAGUCGUCGGUAUUUCCUAAUCGACCAAUAAAUACCAUGUUACCUGCAAACACAAUUUAUCCCCAAGUUUCAUCUCCAGCCUAUGCCCCCUAUAGCAACGGACCCUCGGCAAGUUCCGUUUCCACAUCGACCGCCACGUCAUCUGUGGUCGAAGGCGGUAUACAGUUUGACGACUCGAAUAAUCAAUCUUCCACUCAAAAUGCGCAGAAAUCGACUUCAAAAGUGGUCCUGAUUUACAGUGAUAAUGAGAUCUCAAUGGAAGAAAAAAGAGCGGAGCUCGAAAAAUAUCGAUAUAAUGAAGAACAAUUUAAAUAG